CUUAAUUAAUUAGCCGCAUCUCCAGAUCUGCGCGACGCCGAGGGGGGCGGGGGGAGAAGCUGCCACGGCAACGGGAGCGGAGGAGGGAGGGAAGACGGCGGAGAUUCGUUUUUAUUUCGUGCGCGCCGAUUUGAGUGUGUGUCCACAAAGACCCAGUCUGCAGCCCAACGCUGGACCAGGCAGGAGGAGGGAAGAGGCGCUUUGAUUUAACUGAACAGAGAGAGAGAGAGGGAGAGGAACGAGCAGUGAGCAGCGACCGCAGAAGAAGGGCCCCCUCACACCCCCCUGGAGGUCCGUCCACGGCAGUGUUUAAAAGCUCUAGCGCUCUCCGUCUCCUCCCCGACGCCAGGCAUGGCUCCCGUGUAGGAAUCCGAAGCCACAGCACCGCGAGGACUGAGGGAGAGCUGAAGGAAAGAGGAAAGUGAAAAAUGGCAGGAGAAAAGCUGGGAGUGAAGAACAGCAGCAGCAUCGUGCCCUGCUUCCUGUUUGUGGAGCUGGUGAUCAUGGCUGGCACGGUGCUCCUGGCGUACUACUUUGAGUACACGGACACCUUCCCCGUGCACGUCCAGGGCUUCUUCUGCUACGACCGCACCUUCUCCAAGCCCUACCCUGGCCCUGAACACCACAGCAUGGUGCCACCCAUGCUGGUCUACUCCCUCAUCACCGCCAUCCCCACGCUCACGAUUCUGAUCGGCGAGCUCAUGGCCUUCUUCAUGAAGGCGGAAGGGACCCAGGAGAAGACCAUCGUGGCGGCUGACUGCUGCUUCUUCAACCCCUUACUGCGGCGAAUCGUCCGUUUCCUUGGGGUCUAUUCGUUCGGCAUCUUCACCACCACCAUCUUUGCCAACGCUGGGCAGGUAGUCACAGGAAACCAAACUCCCCACUUCCUGUCCACCUGUCGGCCCAACUACACUGCCCUGGGCUGCCAGUCCGCCAUGCAUUACAUCACCGAGCGCCGUGCGUGCACUGGAAACCCCCUCCUCGUCGUGUCCGCCCGCAAAUCCUUCCCCUCCAAGGAUGCUGCCCUCAGCGUCUACUCUGCUGUCUACACUGUGAUGUACGUAACUCUGGUGUUUCGGACGAAGGGCACACGGCUGGCCAAACCCACGCUAUGCCUGGCGCUGCUCUCCCUGGCCGUGCUGGUGGGCGUGGUCAGAGUCGCCGAGUACCGCAACCACUGGGCCGAUGUGCUGGCCGGAUACUUCACCGGAGCCGCCACCGCCGUCUUCCUGGUGACCUGUGUGGUGAACAACUUCCAGUGGGCACAGCCUGCCCCUGUGCCCGUGCGGGCCCAGCGCCCUGACUCUGUGCUGGGCAUGCCCAUGACGGCGCUGCCCUGUGUGGAGAGUCCACUCGAAAAGUUAAGUGGCCCUCAGCUUCCCACCUUCCCUCCUCACUUCUCUCAUCCUCUUCCCUGAUUUCUGUGAAACAUUUAAUAUUCUCUCUCCUCUCUUUCUCUUUCCAUGUCCUCCCUUCCUAAUUUCCCCUUUACUCCCUCUCUUUUUCUUCUUCUAAUCCGCCUACCUUCCGCCAUGCUCAUUCACUGGCUCUCUCACUCUUGGUUUCUGUUUUUCUCCCCACUCCAUUUCUCUCUCUUUCUCUUUCUCUUUCUCUCUCUCUUCUUCUCUCUUGCUCUCUUGCUCUCUUUCUCUCUCUCUCUUUCUCUUUCUCAUUCUUUCUCUCGCUCAAUCUCUCUUGUUCUCUCUCGCUCUCUCUCUUUCGCUCUCUCUCACUCUUUCUCUCACUCACUCUCUCUCAAUCUCUCUUGCUCUCUCUCGGUGUCUCUCUCUCUCUCUCUCCUCUCUCUCUUUCUGGCCCCUCUCCAGACUCCGGGAUCUCCGUUCACUGAGAUCACAUGACCAUCAGCCUUACCGGUUCCCCGCCACUCCAGAUGUCCUCAUACCGUCUCACUCCAUCUCCAGCGAAGUCUAGACCAGCCGCCCGACCACGCCCACCACUGCGCCGCCCACCCCGCCGGGCGACACCCCCUCUACCGCUCGUACUCCACCCAGGUCUAGAGGCCCCGCCCCCCUCCCUCCAUCCCUCACUCCUCUCGGCAUUUUUCCUGAGGCAACUUCUCAGUGUCGUGAAGCGUAAAUUGUGUCUUUCUCACAACGAUCUCGGUUUUCAAGCAACAUCUCUGCCCCCACCCACACAUCUGCCUGUUCUUUCAUCUGUAAGGGGCGGAAAGUGGUUCUAACAUGUUGCCGAGAUGCACUCACCCCGCCCCCUCCCACCCCAUUGCUCUUCCUGUCAUUUUGAGUGGCAGGUCUGUCAGAAGUCCCACCCACUCAGUAGCUCCGUUGUAUAAAUUGCCAGAAGAACUGUUUGAGGCAGCCAAUAGAAACCAAGGGUUCAACAUCCUACUGCUGUGUGGGCAUUCCAAGAAACACGGGACAACACAAACCUCUCUUCUCUCAUUCUCUAGCUCUCUCUCAAUCCAUCUAUCACUUCAAUAAAAUGAAAACAUGUAGAGAUGAAAAGUACAAUGCUGCAGGUAUCAACAAAAAAAACAUGUUUUGAAAAGUAUUUUUCCUUAUCACUCAGGAACUGAGUCAAAGUUUCAUAAAAUUUCAACCACUUCAUCCAACAAAAAAAGAGCACCAAAAAGCAACCUUGUGAGAGUUUGGGUUCCAGUGGGAGCAGUGACACUAUCAGUAGUGAUCAGUGAUGUUCCUCUCUAUUUGCGUUGAAAGUCACAUCCUUACUUUGUCUAACCUUGGGCUCUGGUGAAAGCAGGUGCAUAUGAAUAUUUAUUACUCAAUUUAUUUUCCAAAUCACUAUGGGUGUGUGUGUGUGUCAAAUCAGUCAAACAAGUCAUUUGGAACCACAAUAUGUUCCCAGUCCACCUGAUCAUGAAUAUUCAUGUAGACUGGCCAUCAGAGGAGCUCUUAAGUCACAGCAGGAACUCUUUAGCUGGGACAGGAAGGAAUAUGAUGUGUGGAGUCUUGGAAGAGAUCACGUUUCUUUGGUAAAGUCCUGUAUAUUCUAAAGGGUGGUACUUUUUAUAGUGCUUGCUCCGUGUUGGCAUGUGGGGACCUUUGAAAUGAUCCCAUCAUUGUUGUUGGGAUGUACCUUGAUUUUCAGUAAACUCCGCGAUACCGCCAUUGAGCCAGAUCCAUGGCACGUUCCUCUGAGUUCAACUCUGCUGGUACUGAACAGUGUGGACUUCAACAUGAGACUAAGCCAAGAUUUUUUUACAUUUCCUUUCCUUCUGAAUUGGUUCUGUUUCCUGCCAUCUUAUCAAAUGGUCCAUUUUACAAUGUUUACAUAUUUAUUGUCUUAUAUAUUCUCUUGUUUAUCAGACAUGUACAUAAGAAAUUUGUGCUGUGGCACUCACCUUUACGUGGCAUGACAGUUUUGCUGGUUUUGAUUUGCACAAAACCCCUGGAGUCCCACUCUGUCCACUUCCUGUCCACUCUGUUCACUUCCUGUCCACUUCCUGUCCAAUCUGUUCACUUCCUGUCCACUCUGUCCACUUCCUGUCCAUUCUGUUCACUUCAUACACUGCGUCCCCCUCUUCUUUCCGCAUUUGUAAGUUUUUUGUUUUGCUGGAUUCUGUGUUUUCCUGUGCUGUACCAGGGCUGAAGCUUCACUGUGCCAAGCAACUUUUUCUCUCACCUGUUUCCUCCAUACCCAUCCACCCAAGUCCCUCCCCCUGACCCCCUUCUAAACCAUGACUGCCCCCAACCAAAUCUUCCUUUUUCUUACACUAAGACUUGUUUCUAUCUUCAUGUAAAUAGUUCUUUUUGUAUCAAAAGUGGUUUUACACAUUUGCACACACCAGGCACGUGCACACAUACACAUACUACAGCUGUUAUCAGAAAAGAGUAAGAAUCAUUUAUUUAUUUGUUUGUUUGUUUGUUUGUUUGUUUGUUUGUUGGUGACUCGAUCCUGCGUUCCUGAUAAACAUUGUGUUGAGUCUCUGUCACUGGUACCUAGUAUGUUAACACUCACCAUGUACAUAUUGUGUCAAAAAUCAACAAGAUGCGUGACAUUAUAUAUGUUGUAUAAUAAAAUUUUCAAAAGAAAUGGAUCUAUUUUCUCUAUAUGGGGUACAGUCUGGCUUGUUCACUGACAGAUUCACAGUAGAUGAGUACAGAAAGCUGUGGGUUUGAUCUCAGUGGGAGUACUCAACAUACGCUCAAGAGGCAAACCAUUGGGCAAAUCGCAUGCGUCCAGGCAUCCAAAUAUACAGUUUUCCUGGGGUUCAUUGUGGACUAUGCUCAUGGUCAAAUGUAUGCUCCCCAUUGAGAGAGCUUAGUGUUUUUUUCUACAGGAGAAAUUAUCUUUAAAGAUGUCGUCUGGUUCACACAUUUCUGCCGUCUGCUUUUCCACCAGACAGUAAAGUCUGAUCUCACCUCUAAAAAUGGCAUGAAAAGUGAGGAAUCUGCCACAUUUAUUAGCCUAAGAUAAACCCAUGGACUUGCUUUCCAAUGACAUGCACAUAAAAGAUCUUUAAGAGGUCAUACACAUUAUAUCAAGAUUAUUAUUAUUUUUUGUAUCCAGACGGUGGAUGCUUACAGUUUUAUAAAUAGCCAUUUAUGGAUAUUGGCUGAACUGACUCAACCUGCUACUAAACUGAUCAUUAACCCUUUGAAGACUGUGUUCAGGGUUCCAUCUGUGUUUGGCCCAAGAAUAGAUGAGUUCCAAAAAUAUAUUCUAGAUACUAAACAGGCAUUCAUGUCCUAGAAGAACGGUAACUGAUAAGAAAUCUUAACUUCAUGCAAGUUAUUUAUUUGCCAUACAUAAUUUCCACAGAACUGAAAUCUUAUGAUUCCGUAACCCGCAGCCCUUGCCAGUAGGGUACAUGAAUAUAUACAUUGUUUUGUUGAUUUGUCCUUGUAACAUAUCCUUCCAAGGGUCAGCCUUUUCCAUUAAUAUUAAAGGGGUCUGUCGGACGUGCAGCAGGUAUCAAGUCAGAACACUUGUUAUGGUGGCAUCUUUUGGCAUCUUUGUUCUGCCCAUUUUUAAUUGAUAUGACAAAAACAAUAUUCUGAAAUUGAUACCGUUUUCUUUUGAUGUUUUUGGAAAGUAUGAUGUUACAUAAAGAUGUGUCUGAUGAGGAAUUAAAUAGGUACAUGUUGCAAUAAACGAUGCUUCCUUUUGUACCAUA
Molecule: messenger RNA, 5116 nt
Organism: Conger conger (European conger)
Lineage: Eukaryota; Metazoa; Chordata; Actinopteri; Anguilliformes; Congridae
Product: phospholipid phosphatase-related protein type 5-like
Exons: 8
Coding region: 429-1418 (329 amino acids)
Biological process (GO): phospholipid dephosphorylation; signal transduction; phospholipid metabolic process
Molecular function (GO): phosphatidate phosphatase activity
Source: RefSeq, a predicted model, not a curated record